Messenger RNA from Paramormyrops kingsleyae, 1866 nucleotides. The record is from RefSeq and is a predicted model, not a curated record. NCBI's taxonomy places the organism in Eukaryota, Metazoa, Chordata, Actinopteri, Osteoglossiformes, Mormyridae.
GAAGGCGAGGCUUCAGAGAGGGGCGGGUCUGGAGGAGCGGAGCUGAUACGUUCGGAUCAGGCAGCCAGGCGAAGCAGCCGGGAGAGUCGGCCGAUUGUGGUGUAUGGCAUUGCUUCAUGCUCAGAGGUCCAUGUUGUCCGAUCUGUCCAAAAUGUCAGCGGCAAGUCAGGCCGAGAGAGGUGUUCUGGAGGAAGAGUUUAAAUGGCUGCUGAAGGAGGAGGUCCAUGCUGUACUGAAACAGCUGCAAGAUAUUCUGAAGGAAGCAUCGCGGCGUUUUUCAAUGCCUUUGGCUGGUCUGGAGAGCCAACUGAAGCAGGAGAAUUUCAUUCUGGGAAGCUCAACGAUGGACCAGGUGAAAGGAGUCCUCACACUGCAGGGUGACACUCUGACACAAGCUGAUAUCCAUCUAAAGAUGAUGAGGAGCAACCAAGUCUUCCAUUUUGCAUUUCGGGAUGACAAGCAGUGGAAAAUGCAGCAGAUUCAGGACGCGAGAAACCACAUAGCCCAGGCCCUGCAGCUCGUCAACAGCCGCGAUGAGAGCUACUACUUUAAAAGUGGAGCUGAAGUUAACAAGCUGAUGGACGCCGUGAUGCUGCAGUUAACCAGGGCUCGCAAUCGGCUGACGACCCCCGCCACGAUGACGCUCCCAGAGUUAGCAUGCAGCGGCCUCAUGAAAAUGUUCUCCCCUCCGAUGCCAGGAGACGUAAUGGUGAACUUCUACAUCAAUCUCAGCAAGCUGUGUCUGACUGUGUACCAGCUGCAUGUCCUGCAGCCCAACACCACCAAGAAUUUUAAGCCUUCUGGGAGCUCUAUUUUGCAUAACCCAGGGGCGAUGUUCGAGAUCGGCAACACUAAGUUUGAGGUCAGCCACGUGCACAUGGUGGAGUGCGUCGUCCCCUGGCUUAACGACACCCUGGUCUUCCUCACCAUCUCCCUGCAGCUCUGCCAGCAGCUGAAAGACAAGUCUGCCUGUAGCAAGUGGACCUCCUUCCCUCAUCCUGUGGUGCUCUCAGAUUUCCGUCUUCUCCAGCUACUGGAACUACAGACCAUUCUAGCCGCCUCAGCGUCCAGCCAGAGGUCGAAGGAGGGCGCAGGGUUCCGGGCUCCUGGAUAUCGGGGCGGAUCUCGUCCGCAGCACCACCAUGCAUUGGCCCAUACUGUUCCCGUUCCGGCCCAGUUCUCUGCAGGCGCUGGCUUUUGACAGGACCUAUGUUUUCAAGACUCCUGAAGGCUACCUGGUUUUAAAAACAUGUAUUUUUCUUAGUUUUAGCACCCUGUACAGUACAUAUUCACUUGCAUGGUGGGUGUUGAGUUCAGUCUCGUCUCGUCUGGGGAAUUUUUAUUUUUUCCUAGGCAAUGGAUUGGUAGUUCUGGCAAUGUUUGAGUAAGAUGAUUCAAAACACUACUUUUUGAUGAAUAACAUAUGGUAUGGUAAUACUACUUGGAUUAGUGUCUGCUUGUGUAUAUAUCCUGACCACCGUUUAGCUCGGCUGCCCAGACCUCCUGAAAGCCAGAAAUGGUUCUCGUGGUAACGCAGACAUUUUGCUGAGGAGUGUAUGCGUAAUGUGUAACAGCGCCUGAGGGGAAAAACAUUAAAUGCUAAAGUGAGGGACCAAAUAUCAGCACAGAGGAAAUUUGGGUGAUUUGAUGAUCACCAAUAAGCAAUCAGUGUGGCGUUUCGUGUACAUGUGUAAUAGUCACUAUUAAUUUAUUGAACUGAAUAUUUCUGCUUUCUGAUACGCAUGUUGUCGAAUUCGCAGCGGUGAGUUUAACUACAGUUGUUAAGCUAACCUCUCUAUAAAUUGAACUAUAUACUGUGCACUAUAUCAACCGUUACAUAUGUAAUAAAGUGAAUUUUCUAAAACA